ACUGAAUUUUCCAGAUCUAAAGAUACUAUGGCUUUGUGAUGUACCAAAUAUGGUUAGUAUUUGCACCAGAAACUAUUCUGUGAAGGCAUUAUCUCUACAAAAUAUACGGUUGGAAAACUGUCCACAGCUUCUCAGAAAUAAUGUUACAGAUCUAUCUGUUGAUGUGCAAAAAAGUGAAGAUCUCUUGAAGGGAAAGGAACAAGGAAGAAAAGAAUUCACAUGUUUGAAUUUAAGCAAGGCCUCAACAGCAAAGCAUGUGCCAAGUACAGCUCAUGGAUAUCUAUCAUCACCGCUAUAUCAAUCCAAUUUGAGAAAGAUUGAGAUAACUGGAUUUUCUGAGCUAACAUCACUCUUUACCAUAUCCAUUGCCUCAUCAUUGAAAUUGCUGGAAACAUUGGAAGUUCGGCGCUGUAAUAAACUGGAGCAUAUAAUAACCGACGAUGGGCCUACCAGACUUGGUCAUGUGAAUGUUCACUCUAUCUUUCCCAAAUUACAGGAAGUUUAUGUCUGCCGCUGUAACAAUUUGGAAUAUGUAUUCCCAGCUUCUUAUUCAAAAGACUUCAAGGACUUGAAAUCUGUGAGCAUCGAGGAGGCAGGAGAGAUGAAAUAUGUGUUUGGAGAAUGUCAUGCUGAUGAGAAUCAUAAUGUCCAGGGUAAACUUAAUCUCCCAGCCUUAGAAAAAAUAGGCCUUGAAGAUGUCCCAAAUAUGGUUAGUAUUUGCGUAGGAAACUAUUACGUGGAGGCAUUACAUCUAGAAUACAUUAGUUUUGAAGGAUGUCUACAGCUUCCCCAAACUUUGAUAGAUUUCUUUGUUGGUGGACACAAAAAACAAGAAUGUCUCUCAAGGAAAAAGGCAUUAUCUUUCAAGGGGAAAGGUAAGCAUCUUUCCAACUUGCAAGAGAUGCCUGAUUUAAGGGAUAUAUGCAGGGGACCUAAAAAUUCUUUGAGCUUUCAAAACCUUUCCUGGCUAACAUUUGUAGGAUGCAAACAGUUAAGGUUCAUACUGUCUGCAUCUACCACAAGAAGCAUACCAGAAUUGAGAAGGCUAUUCAUAUCAGACUGCCAAGAGCUGGUGAGCAUAAUUGAGGAUGAUGAAGAGAAUCAGCAACAUCCUUUGGAUCUGCGUCAACCAUGUUUCCCAAAGCUAUUCCAAAUUGCAGUGAUGCACUGCAAGAGGUUAAAAUGCCUAUUCUCUAUCUCCAUGUGUGCUACACUUCCAAGUCUCUUGAUGUUGCACAUAGAAGAUGCUCCUGAGCUUGUGCAAGUAUUUGAAUGGAAGCAGGGUGCGCCACAAGAGUUGAUCAUGAAGGAUGUGCUUCCAAAUCUACUUGGAAUAAGACUGGCAAAUCUUCCAAGUCUUCAUACUAUCUAUCAAGGAAUUGACUUCCAAACCGUGAAAAUCCGUCUUGUGCGUGAUUGUAACAAUAUCCGUUUAGCUACUAAUGUCAGCUCCUCUGAUAUAUUUGAUUAUCUCAAUUAUCCGUUACCACAAGAAAAUAUGAGCUUCAUAGAUGAUAACGACUACUGCCCUAUUAUUCUUGGCUGGGCUGAAGAGAGGCAACGACAAGAAUCAGAGGAAGCUCGUGAGAGAGACAAGACAAUAUCAGAACAGAACAGUAGUACCCAAGAUCAAGCCGAUGAGUUAUGUGGAAAGGAAUUAAUGGGUGAUCAACUGGCACUUAGAGAAAGUAGAGGCUCUAAUGAAACUCCUCAAAGAGUUGAAGAACCUGCCAAUGAAAAUUCUUCCAAAGAAACAUCAAACGAAAUGGCGUUGACAAUUCCAUUAUCUGUUGCUGGAAUGACUUCUCCAUUGGUAAAUAUUUGGCUUUGUAAUAUAUUUGCAUUAUUGAUACAUUAUUGA
Molecule: messenger RNA, 1861 nt
Organism: Neltuma alba
Lineage: Eukaryota; Viridiplantae; Streptophyta; Magnoliopsida; Fabales; Fabaceae
Exons: 6
Coding region: 50-1861 (603 amino acids)
Source: RefSeq, a predicted model, not a curated record